AUUGGUGGGUUAGUUUUUCUUGCGGCAUCGUUCAGAAGUCAAAUUGCGACUAUGGCGGAUGAUCACACUGAUGCAGACCAAGGCAUGGAGGGACACACGCCGGUUGCAGAAAAUCCACAUGCGGAAUAUGGGCUCACGGAAAACGUUCAGAGAAUCGCAGAGAACGAGAAAUCGAACGCAGAAAAGGCUUCAAAACAGAAGGUGGACUUGCAGUCCCUCCCCACACGAGCAUAUUUAGACCAAACAGUGGUGCCAAUUCUUCUACAGAGUCUUUCUGUUCUGGCCAAGGAAAGACCUCAAAACCCCAUCGAGUUUUUAGCAGCACACCUUCUCAAGAACAAGUCACAGUUUGAAGAUCGAAAUUAGCAUCGUGGAAGUCUUACUCCUCAGUG
This is a messenger RNA of Megalops cyprinoides (Indo-Pacific tarpon), 392 nucleotides long. RefSeq names its product protein dpy-30 homolog. The transcript has 5 exons. NCBI's taxonomy places the organism in Eukaryota, Metazoa, Chordata, Actinopteri, Elopiformes, Megalopidae. Bases 52 to 366 code for a protein of 104 amino acids. Gene Ontology annotation, cellular component: Set1C/COMPASS complex. The record is from RefSeq and is a predicted model, not a curated record.